Apis mellifera (honey bee) is the source of this 721-nucleotide messenger RNA. RefSeq lists its product as uncharacterized. Bases 280 to 573 code for a protein of 97 amino acids. The record is from RefSeq and is a predicted model, not a curated record. The transcript is spliced from 2 exons. Lineage: Eukaryota; Metazoa; Arthropoda; Insecta; Hymenoptera; Apidae.
AUAAAAGCCGCUUCUGCCGGUUGCGCGCUUAGUUUCACUUCACGUUAACCAAUUGUGAAACGACGCAUUACCGACGUGAGUACCAUUCACGAAAUCGUUUUUACAAUCGCUAUUAGACUUUUACUGUUAACCUUGCAGCAUUUACAAAUUGCAUCGACAUCAAGGAAUUAUAUUUUUUAUUGGAUAAUCGUUAAUCAGUUAAAUUGAUUUUAUUGAUAUAUGUAUUGAUAUUAAUUAUAAAUCGGUUUAUCUAUUUCUAAAAUUCAACAUUAAAUCAAUAUGGAAAUCCGUUUCAUGCUAUUAGCAAUAUUAUUCAUUGUGGAAAUAAUUAUGGCAUUUCCGCAAAAAGAUGGUCAAAUUUUUAGUAAUGAGGCUAUAAAACAAGCACAAAAUACUUAUCUUAUUCCAAAAGAUGCGACAAUACAAAAAGUUCAAGAAGGUAUUGAACUGGCAGCUUAUGAGUCAAUUCCUGGAGAGCAGAAGAUCAAUCUUUUUGAAAUUUUGGGAGCACAUGUUCCAUCGGAAGUGGUGAACAAUCUCCAAGCCCAGAUUGACCAAAUAGGACGAAAUUAAAUUCGCUCUUUUCCAUUGCUAUCGUCGUUUCCUUGUAAAAAAUUUUUUUACUUAAAUUUAAGUUUUAUAACAAUUAUUUAUAAAAUGAUACGAUGUAUUUAGACUUUUCCAUUUUUGAUAAAUAAAUGAUUAAAAAUAUUAUAAUAUA